GAUAAUGAAGUUCCGUUUUUCACAUCGUACAAAGAACUUUUGAUCUGUUUAUCAUUCUUCAAUCAUUUCUAUCUUAUGCGAUCUUACAUAAUUGAAAGAAAGAAAAGUUCUUGAUGAAAAUUCGAUUAUCGAUUUCACUACGUCGCCUAAUUUCAAGGUAUAAGUCCCUUUCUGCCGGUAGUCCACUUAUUAUACGUUCAAAUGUGAAAAAUAUAUAAAUAUUUUAGAAAACUUUCAUGAAUGUUCAUAUCUUUUAAAAUAUUAAGAGAUGGAUAACACAGAAUUACAAACAGAAAAAACCCAGGCUGAUUUUAUUCGUGAAGAUUUAAAUUUUGAUAUUGAUCCAAAAGAUCCACAAACUAAAGCAGCUUUAUCUGAUCACCCUGUAGAUGAUUGGAUUGAUAUUCUUGGUAAUGGGCAAUUGAAAAAAAAAGUUAUAAAAGAAGGACAGAAUGGAAUGCGACCUAAUAGAGCUGAUUAUUGUACAUUGAAAAUUAUUGGCAAACUCGAAGAUGGUACGAUAGUAGAAGAACAUGAGAAUAUUACUAUACAAUCAGGUGAUGUUGAAAUUAUUCAGGGAUUAGAUUUAGCAGUUGCGCUAAUGAAUGUAGGUGAAAUUGCAGAAGUAGAAGUUGCUUCACGGUUUGCUUAUGGUACUUUAGGAAAAGAACCUAAUAUUCCAUCUAAUGCUACUAUUUGGUAUACUGUUGAAUUAAAAUCAAUUGAAUUUGAAACAGAUAUAGAAAAUCUUAGCAUCAAUCAAAGAAAAGAAAUUGGAAAUAAAAAACGAGAACGAGGUAAUUGGUGGUUCGCACGAGAUGAACCAACAAUUGCAAUUCAAUGCUACAGAAGAGCCCUAGAUUUUUUGUUUCCUUCAAAGAAUUAUUCAAAUUCUUUUGAUGAAGUUGAAGAAUCUGCCACUGAUACGGAAUUGCAGGCUUUAUUAGAGGAUCGUAUGAAAGUAUUUAAUAACUUAACUGCAGCACAAAUAAAAACUCAAGCGUAUGAUGCAGCAUUAAAAAGUGUAGAGAAUGUUUUAACAUGUCAACCAUUAAAUAUAAAAGCAUUAUUUAGAAAAGGGAAAAUUUUGCAUCUUAAAGGAGAACAUUCUUUAGCUUAUAGUACUUUACUUCAGGCUGCAAAGUUACAACCAGAUUCAAAAGCUAUCCAACAGGAAUUAGCAAUUUUAAAAGAAAAAAAUGUGAAGGAUGCACAACAUGAAAAAAAUCUUUAUCGUAAAAUGCUUGGAACACAUAAAAUGAAUAAUACAACCUCUAAAAAUAAUAAUAAAAAUGACACUUCAAAUAAACUUGUUUGGAGUUUAAUUGGUGGGGCUGCUGUUACUGUUGUAGGAGUUCUGAUUUAUAGGUUCACAUCAUGACGGAAGCAUUGGAAAUUGUAUUCAAUAGAAUCGCAUUUAAUAAUGUCUAAACCAAUAAUGAAAUAUAAUGAUGAUACGAGAUAUGAUAUUUUGUUAUAUAAAAAUAUCUUUAUGGACAGAUUAUUUGAAAAUAUCAUAUGACUUCUUUACGGUAGUAACUUAAAACACUAGUGCUUCCUUGUAAGAUUGUUCAUAGCAUUACCAAUAAAGCAUACACCAUUUAAUUAUCUAUAAAAGAUCUAUUAAUUUAAGCAAAAAUAAAAGACAGAUAAAAAAAUGAUUCAAUAUACAAAAUUUAUUAAUUUAUAUAAUACUUUCAUUUAUUGAAAUCAUCUUCCUAUACUGAAUAUUGUUGAAAUAUGAUAAAAGAAAAUAUUUGUAUACGCGUAUGUAUUUAUGUACAAUUAUAUGUUAUAUGCACAAAUA
Molecule: messenger RNA, 1807 nt
Organism: Vespa velutina
Lineage: Eukaryota; Metazoa; Arthropoda; Insecta; Hymenoptera; Vespidae
Product: peptidyl-prolyl cis-trans isomerase FKBP8
Exons: 5
Coding region: 269-1381 (370 amino acids)
Molecular function (GO): peptidyl-prolyl cis-trans isomerase activity; protein binding
Source: RefSeq, a predicted model, not a curated record